AUGUCUAUUAUCCUGAAAUUGCCCUCCCCUCCUGCGGGUAGCAAGCCGGUUUACCCUCUUGAUGACCCAUCCCUGUCUAAGCAGUUGGACUUCUUCAAGGCCAAAACGGGAAUUCAGGACGAUGGAAAAUUGAAGCUGCACUUAUGCCGUAUCCAGGAAAAAAUAUACGAGCUAUUCCCUUUCCCCUGUGUCUGGAAUUUCGACUUCGUCAGAGGGAAGUUAGUACACCAUCCUAUGUACCAGGACGUUAUCCAAUCUGCCAAAAACCAGACCGUUCCGCAACAGAUCUUUGUGGAUUUCGGAGCCAACGUGGGAUCUGAUUUGAGGCAAGUUGUUCAUGACGGGUGGAAGCGGGAGAACGUGUUGGCAAUCGAUGUUCUACCUGGUAUGAUCGAGUUGGGCAAUGAGCUCUUUGGCGACGUUGAUCAGCCUAUUCCUUACUUCAUCGGUGACAUUUUCAACGCCGAAGUGUUUGAUCCCCAUGAGCCGCCGGGGUCCCUCGAGGGCACACUGGACCUGUUCUCGUUGAAGGACCUCAACAGCUUGAAAGGGCGGGCCACGAUUAUCUCUGCAGACUUCAUGUUCCACCUGUUCGGGCAAAAAGACCAAGAGCGCCUGGGCGCUUGCCUUGCUCGAUUGCUCUCGAACCAACCCGGUAGCUCAAUCUUUGGGUUACAGCGCGGAAGUGAAAAUGCGGGAAUCCAAAAACUACCUUACGCCGCGGAAGCACACUGGUACGGCCACUCUGCAGAGUCCUGGAGAGCCUUUUGGGAAAAGAUCUUCGAUUCCUCUGCGGUCAAGAUAGUCACGGAAAUGAGAGAGUCGCAGGAGGAGACUCAAUACGAUUGCUUCAAUCGACUGAUUAGUGAAGGUGACCGUCAAGAGGACGAGAAGGAGCUGACUGCCUCCGAUGAUUUCGACAUCACCCGUCUCACAAGAAACAGACUUACUUCAUUCGUCAAAAAAUCCAUCGCCGGUCAGGAUGAUUUCGACUAA
Messenger RNA from Puccinia triticina, 996 nucleotides. RefSeq lists its product as uncharacterized. The record is from RefSeq and is a predicted model, not a curated record. Lineage: Eukaryota; Fungi; Basidiomycota; Pucciniomycetes; Pucciniales; Pucciniaceae. Bases 1 to 996 code for a protein of 331 amino acids. The transcript is spliced from 8 exons.